Molecule: messenger RNA, 6423 nt
Organism: Ctenopharyngodon idella (grass carp)
Lineage: Eukaryota; Metazoa; Chordata; Actinopteri; Cypriniformes; Xenocyprididae
Gene: kif28
Product: kinesin family member 28
Exons: 23
Coding region: 427-3543 (1038 amino acids)
Biological process (GO): microtubule-based movement; cytoskeleton-dependent intracellular transport
Cellular component (GO): microtubule; kinesin complex
Molecular function (GO): ATP binding; ATP hydrolysis activity; microtubule binding
Source: RefSeq, a predicted model, not a curated record
AGGGUAGUCGACAGGGCAUUGCAGUGUGGUUGCUAAGGUUAUCCCAAGUCAUUUUUAGUGUUCUCAAUUGCUCUUUCAUGGCCCAAUUCAACCCCAAGUAUAAACAAUACAAGAAAUGGCUAGAAAUGACCACUAAUAACCAGCAAUUAUACAAACAGCUGUCGAACAUUAGGACAAGGAACUGUUCAUCUAAGAAGCAGCUACAGUGUCCUAAAUGAGAAAAGGCUUAAGAGCCUUUCAUCCUAAUGUUUACUUCCAUUUUUAGAGCAUUGAGACUGUGUGGAAGUGAUCUUUACAGAAACUAAGGGUCCUGCAUUAUUCAUCUUGCUGGGCCCUGGUGGAAAGUGAGCGUAACAAAGUGCUCAGGUUUCAUCCUGUUGCUCUGCCGCUCAUUGUGUUUUCUGUUUCCGAAGUAUCCACGUGAGCAUGAGGGUGAGAGGAAUCGAAAUGGCCAGCAAGGACUGUGUGAAAGUGGCAGUCAGAGUCAGGCCUUUCAAUAAGAGGGAGCGGGAUGCAGGCAGUCGCUGUGUGAUCUCAAUGACCUCAAACAACAUCAGUAUUCAGGACCCUCGUAAUCCACAGAACAGCCGCACCUUCACUUUCGACUACACUUACUGGUCUCAUAGCGGCUUCAGUAGAAACAAAGAUGGUCUGUUUGUACCUGAGGAGGCAGGUGGGCGCUAUGCAGACCAGACAAGUGUGUUUCUGGAUUUGGGGCAAGGCAUUCUGGAUAACGCUCUGCAGGGCUACAAUGCCACAUUACUGGCAUAUGGGCAGACUGGCUCUGGGAAGAGUUACUCUAUGGUCGGUUAUGGUCCUAACAAAGGCCUCAUACCCACCCUUUGCGAGAAACUAUUUCAGUCUAUCCGGAGCAUGCAAGACAGCAGGCAGUGUCAGGUAUUUUUCAGCAUGUUGGAAAUCUACAAUGAACAGGUUGUAGACCUGCUAUCGAAGUCCAACCGAUCUGCGGGUGGUCUGCGGGUGCGAGAGGACCAGCAGAGGGGAUUCUAUGUUGAGGGGCUGAGGCGGGUGCCCUGUGACAGUGCAGUACAGGUGGAGCAGCUGAUGGAGCAGGGAACACGCACGCGCACCACUGCAGCCACACACAUGAACGCCAACAGCAGUCGCUCGCACAUGCUCAUCAUUGUCCAGCUCAAACAGAUCUUCUCAAAGGAGUGCAUCACCAAACAGUCCAACAUUUACCUUGUGGACUUGGCUGGUAGUGAGAGACAAAGGUCAUCAGGGUCAGAGGCCGACAGGCUUAAAGAGGGCACUGCCAUCAAUCUCAGUUUAACUACACUUGGAAAUGUCAUCAGUGCUCUAGCAGACAUGGCUCUUGGGAAGAAAGUAGUUCACAUCCCUUAUAGAGACUCUGUCCUCACCAAAUUACUGCAGUCUGCUCUUGGUGGUAACAGUCGAACCGUCAUGAUUGCAACCUUAAGUCCUGCAGAUAUUUGCUAUGAAGAGUCUCUUUCUACUCUUCGAUAUGCGGAGAGGGCCAAGCGGAUCCAGAAUAAAGCUGUGGUGAAUGAGAGUCCCACAGAACGACUGGUGAAGGAACUCAAGGCAGAAAAUGCAAAACUGCUUGUGAGACUAAGCCGACUGGGCCAAGAGGGCCGUAAAACUGAUGAUGAGACGAAGGAGCUGCGGCGAUUGUUGACUCAUAAUGAGCUGCAGAUUCGAGCCAUUCAGACAUUGUGGGAACAGCAUCUCCAAGAGGCCCUGAAAGACUGGGAGACUCAGUAUGCAACUAUAACACACGAACGAAGGAUGAUGCAGAUGCAUCCGUACAUAAUGAACAUCAAUGAGGAUGCUCAGUUGUCUGGCGUGGUGAAGCUUUUUAUUCAGGAAGGUGAAUGGGAUAUUGGUCUGGCUGACAACUCGCCCAGAGCGCUCUCUAUUAGGGGUCUAGGCAUUCAGGAAAAACAUGCUGUGUUCUCAAACCAGCAAAGGAGAGUAUCAAUUACUCCUGUGUCCGGGUCAAAGGUCAUUGUGAAUGGAGUGCCGGUAUUUAAAAGGAUAGAGCUGCAGCAUUUGGAUCGACUCGUCCUGGGCUCGAACAGCACUUACCUGUUCAUUGGCUUCCCUUCGGAGCGCUCAGGAGAGGACUGGAGUCGCUAUGACUAUGAUUACUUCCAGUCUGAGCUGGCAGAGGCCGAGGGCUUCCACAUUCAGUCUCUGUGUGAAGAUCAAGGCCAUCGGCCACACCAGCCUGACCCCAGUCUACUGGCUGUGUUCUAUGACUAUAUAAAGCUGAUGCCCAUGGUGACAGAAGCUAAUCAAAUGAGUAAAGAGUUAAAGAAGGGAGUUGAGUUCAAAUUGGAAAUCAAGAAUCUGGCAAUGUCAGACUCUAAGGGUCAUGACCUGGAGAAGAACAUUGCGGUAAGAGUGACAUCUGUAGAAAGCAAACAGGUGUGGAUGUGGUCCAAAGCCAAAUUUGUCAACCGUAAGUUUCUGAUGGAAGAGGUGUACCAGCAGCAGGUGGUAGGAGGAGAGGGGGCAGACAGAGCUCCUCUUCCCAGGGACAGAGAUCCGUUCUGGGAUCCUCUGGAACCUCUGCACCUGGGAAGUGCUCACUUGUGGCUGCAGUCCGUGGCAUUCCGCAUCCCUCUGGAGGAGCAGGUGGAAGUGGUGGGUCCGGAAGGAACAGAGGAGGCUGUACUGCAGACACAGCUUGUGCCCUGCAGCCCCAUGGGAUUGCCUCUGGGUGAAGAUGACAUCCUUAUUGACCCGUCAGAGCUGCUUGGGAAGCGGCUGGACUUUCAGCUGGUUUUGGAUCAGUGCUGUGGCCUACGCUGGGUUAAAGAGGCUCGUAACAGAGGCGUGCAAAUAGGGUUUCGGGUGUUUGACUGCGCGCAGCCCCUCUACACUCCAGCGAUGUGGCACAACGUGAACCCGCUGAUGGACCACAGAGUCCAAUUCACUGCUUUGAGAACCUCCCAGGAGCUGCUGAGCUACCUGCAGAGCAAUGCCCUGGUGUUGGAGCUAUGGGGUCUGCAGGAAGGAUGUUCUGAAUUAGUCUCGUGUAUGGAUAGAUUGAAGAUGACUCAAGAGGACAGCAUUAUUAUUGACAAGAUCAGUGCAUCAGAACACUCGACUGCAGAAACUGGAAGCUCUGACCUCAGCUCAUCUCUCCGAGCCCUUCAUCAAGACUUGGAACAGCUGAGAAAUGUUAACGCAGCACUGAGGAAAGAAAACAGCACUCUGAGAGAGCAACUCAACUCAGCCAGAAAUGGUGUGGAUAAUAACCGCGGUCGUCAGGAACGAAGAAGCAGUCUGAGGCCCAGCUGUGAUGCUGAAUUUGCCAAAGCCUUAAAAGUGUUCUACCACAGCAUGACCUCUGUUAGGGGGCAACUUCAGCGGCUGCGCAGACACAAACCCAGUGAGGAAGCAGACCUGUUGGGUUUUAGACUGUUUGUGGAUGAGCAUACCUAUCUCCUGAAGGACUUUUCUGAACAGUUGGAACAGUGCGUAACCACUCUGAAACAAGAUGUGGCUGCCAUUGUACGUCGAAAGAGAGAAAAGUCUGGGAUUUGGUCCUGAUACACCUAUUAAAUAAAUCAUAUUGCAUGAUAGUGUACAUUUAUUAGAAUUGAUUAAAGGGUUGACAAAGUGCUACAGAUGUAUUUGCUUGCAUUUUAUUCAUGCUCUGAUUUUGUCUUAAGAGUGCAUUUGGAAUGGGACACUAUCUACUAUUUUUAAACAGUUAAAUGUAGUAUGCGCCAUACUGAAUGCACCAUGUGAAAACUGUUUGUGUGAUGGAAUACUCCGAUAACUCACUGCAUUUGUAUACAACCAGAACACACUGAGUUUAAUAUUAUAUAGCACACUGCAAUGCCCUUGACCAUUUUUGCUGUGACAAGUAAACUGCAAUGAAAGCAAUAUUAACUAUGAUUUUUUUUACAUUUUAACUCUUUGUUGGGUUGGGUAUUGACAAAAUUUCACGAUUCGAUUCACAAGCUUAUGAUUUUAUUCUGAUCUCGAUUCGAUAUUGAUUCAUUUGGAUAUAUAUUAUGUACAUUAUGUAAAUUUUUCUCAAGGAAAAAAUCUCAACUAUACAUGGAGCCCUGUAAGUUGGUACAUAACUGUAAUAUUAAAGGUAAACUUUAACAACUGAUUUGUAUGCAAAGAUUUAAGUUGCACAUAAAGCAGUUUUUAUAAUAACUAUUUGUAUGUUUCUAUUCCAAUUUGUUAUUUUUGUAAUAUAAACAUUCAAAAGGUGGCUGUCAUAAAAACUUUUAGGUUUUCAUGACGAAUUUAUUAAAACAUGCAUGAAAUACUGGUUAAGUAAAAAAUAUAUGCAAUAUUUUGCAUAUAUUUAGCAAAAUUCUCCAACUAUUGAGCUGAAUGUUAUGGGACUGUUUACUGUUUACCUUUCGAAGUGGAAAUCCGACACUGCGUCGUUGAGUUGAUUUUAUGGGGACGCCAUCAGUAUGAUGGGUGUCUGAAGCAUGUGUAAACGCGCCAAUAAAUCAUUGCCAGCUGUCACAUGCAGAGCGCCCGUGAGUAUAAAAGGGUGCCUGUAAUACACGUCAUACGUUUUUUUGUCUUCAGGAGCUGCUUGUUUGUGUGUGCGUGUAAGACAACACUCUGUUGGAGUAUGUUAGACUCCUAAAGGAGCUAGAUACGCUUAUUAUGAUGCCGAUGAAUAGGAAUCGUUUGUACGAGCAUGUUCGUACAAACAAUGGCAGGCAAUUUGUAUUCCCCUGUUUAUUUUAUCUCCCUCCCCAAAUGUUGUUGGGUCUUAAAAUAGGGUCUUUUGCUCCCCUUUUGUUGGGUAACGUGUAGUCUCUCUAGUAUGAUCCAUGUUCAAAGAACCUGACAAGCAGUGGUAGUUGGCCUGGGAGCAUUCAUCUUUGUUAUUUUGCACUCUAUGACUUAGAUGAGUGAAUAGAGUCUUUUUAUAUAUCCUGGAAAGUACCUUUGCUAAGGCAGGGUGUGAGCACUCUCUAUUUGCUCAAGGGUAUUUAAAAGUAGAGCUGAACCUCAGUUGAGGUUUUUUUUGCCAAUUAUAUUAUGCCGCUUUUGUGUUUGCAUCCCUUCUGAUGAAGUUGAGGGUUGCAUUCUCUUCCUGGAAAUAGUGGUAAUAUCGAAGGUCAUAGUUGAUAUACUCCAGGAUAAUCCCUAAAGGCUUUGUCAAGAUGCUGACAUUGUGGAGCCAUUUUUUCUUAGAGUUCUGCUCUGGUGCCUGAUGCCUGUCCCGCAAGGUCAGGACUUCCCGUGUUAUAGAGUAUAGAAACUUGGGUAUCUUCUCCAACUAUUGGAAGAUACUGGCUUUGGGAGUGGUGCCACUGUACAGUCUAUAUAGGCCACAUUUACAUUACAUGGUUCAAGUAACCCAAUUCCGAUUUUUUCCUUCCAUGUGGCAAAGAUCGGAUAUGACCCUACGAACGUGUAAACAGGAAAAGCACAUGGAUUCUGAUAUUCUCAGAUCAGUUUCAGGCCUCAUCCAUAUGUGGAAAUAAAUCUGAUAUGAAUUGUAUAUGUGCAUUUGCAUCUGCCAUGCAAGCGGACAAAUCGGAUAUUCCCGUCAAUGCGAGACAUGUCAUUGAAAAAGCGAUGGCGAAUGACGUCAAUUUGCGAUCACAUGGCUCUUUUCAAUGUCCAGGCUGCAACAAGGGCUCUCCAUUUUUUUUCCCUCCACCUUUAGAGACCAAAGUUUUGCUGACCUUUAAAGAUGGUGCAGAAAGCAAAAGCUUGUAUUAUAAUUUUGUCUGCGUCCACUGCAAAUCACACCAUUUUUACUUCCUUUCCGGCUUUUCUGGGUCAGUAAGUCUACCUUGGGUUGUUUUGCCAAGUGUAUAAUGUAAAUGCAGAUGUUGGAUAUGGGUCACUUUUAAAAAGAUGUAAGCUGGUCAUCCAAAAAUAUAGUCAACAAAUCAGAAUUGGGCAUCAAAACGUGCAGUGUAAAUGCGGCCUACGAGUCAUUUUGGAUGCACCCUUGGAAUGACGUGCUCUGACUCUGGUUAAGUCCUUAGGAGUCAGUUUUUCCUAUGCCCAUUAUGUUUGUGCAUAUUCACAACUUAGUGAGGCAGGCAUUCCCUCAGCAAGAUGUAGUGGGUACUGGUUCUCCACAUCGUCAACACCAUGUCUAGGUUACGUAUGUAACUCGUUCCCUGAGAAGCGGAAUGAGACACUGCAUCUCGUUGUCAUGCCUAGGGCUUGCCUGCAUGGCUCCUUCAUACAAAAGAGUUGAUGACGUGCAUUACAGGCACCCUUUCAUAAACAUGGGUACUAUGUAUGUGACGUCAUGUAUUGUGACAGAAUGUAAUGUUUGAAUUUCAUAAUAAAAUGAUUGCAAUUUAAGCACAACUACAAAUAAUGUUUAGUGAAGUUUUCUUCACAGAUCAACUGAAAACAGCAUAGACAAAGUUCAUCAAAAUGAAAAUCAAAAAAAAUUUCAAAAUCAGUACUGUCAAUAUA